This is a messenger RNA of Saxophila tyrrhenica, 357 nucleotides long. RefSeq lists its product as uncharacterized. The record is from RefSeq and is a predicted model, not a curated record. The transcript is spliced from 2 exons. The coding region runs from base 1 to 357 and encodes 118 amino acids. NCBI's taxonomy places the organism in Eukaryota, Fungi, Ascomycota, Dothideomycetes, Mycosphaerellales, Extremaceae.
AUGACUGAUGCGCAGGAUGACAGCAUGCUUGCCACCGAUAAGGUGAAGACUGAAAUGAUCAAUCCUAAACUGCGGACGAAGCUAAGUGAGUAUGGUCGCCGAAGCCGAACGGAUGGCCCAUACAGAGACAACCUUGAAUGCGAAGCUCUUGUAGUCGGAGGCGGGUUCGCCGGUGUAUUCAUGUUCUGGUCUCUGAAGCAGCAAGGACUGGAUGUGAUCAUGUAUGAAGCUGGAACGGAUCUAGGAGGUACCUGGAGAUGGAAUUGCUACCCUGGAGCCAUGGUGGACUCAGAGGUUCCAGAGUACCAGCUCUCCAUACCUGAAGUCAUGAAGGAGUACGCAUUCUCAUCGGAGUAA